AUGAAUAAAAAUGAAUUGAUUUCUUUAUUUGAGCAAACACAGCAAGUCUCAAAUGAAGAAAUCGAACAAGUUCAUCAAAAGCUAAACGCGUUUUCGAAUUCUAUUCAGACAUUGAUAUUGGUCAGAGAAAUUUUCCAAGAAAAUGUAAAUAAUGUUCAUAUUGCAUACAUGUGCCUUCUCAUGGCUAAGGAAGUCCUUCAUAAACGUGGUGCAAUCCUUCAAAAAGACCAAUUUGAUACAGAAAUUCUUGGAUUUUAUGAACUUUUUCAAUCAAAUUCCGAGGCAAUGAAAGCAAAUCAACUAUUAAUUACAAGUGCUUCAGAUGUAAUUGCUUCAAUUUUCAGAAUUCAUCUUUCAAUCUACCAGAACACAGGAAUUUUCCAAAUAUUCCAGCGAUAUCCGGAAAAUGAAGUUAUUAGAGAGAUUUCUAUUAACUCAUUAUUAGAACUUUUCAAUUAUUUCCAAACAAAAUUAUAUUUUGAAACUGAUUCAAGCUUUAAAAAUGCUAGAAGGAAACUUACCGAAGAAAGUUACAACCUACUGAGCCUUGUUGAUCUCUCAACAAAGCUUGGUUUAGAACUUAUUUUAACAAUUUUUACUUUUGAUAUCGGAACAGAUAACUAUUGGUCGUUCAAACCGCCAAUAAGUCGAAAUUACUUACGUUCUUUCCAAUCAUUUGCCACUCUUGAGACAGCACAACAAAUAUUAAACGUUGUUUUAACAAACCAAGAACUUUCACGCUUAGCAGCCGAAGUUUUUCAAUAUCUUAUCACUAUGCUACCUCAUCCAAGCAUUAAAUCCCAAGUUAAAGCUUUAAUUCAAAAUUCAUUUCAAGCUUUAAAGGAAAGUAUCACAGAAGAUAAUUCUGCAAUGAUUCUCUGUAUAAUACUCCGCACAGUUACAGAGUUAACAUCAUCAGAUUACAUUACAAAUGAAUUUAUUGAAUCUUUUCAAACUUUUACAGAAUCUAUCACGGAUAUUGACUCAGUUCAUAUUCUAAUUAACAUAUGGGCUCAGUUAUCUACUUAUGCUCAUCAACAAUGCAAAGGAAAUUUCGAAAAAUAUGAAAUUUGCUCAAUUUCAGGAAAGUUGUUUGGGCAUUUUGUAUUAUUCUUAUCCAGUCUUCCAGAAGAGUUAAUAUCAGAUAUAAUCCUCGAUCCUUUGUUCGAUAUUAAGUUUGGCCGCGUUUGGGAAUUAACAAUUUUCGAUUUCAUGGCCCAGAUGCAGAAUUUCAUAGAAGUAUUACAAAAUAGUUCAUUAGGACAACUUUCUAUGAUGCUUUCCUUAGUCGCAUUGUUAUUUACAGAAAAUAUUCGAGGAAAAAUUUUAAUUUACGUUGAAGAGCCAAAAUUCUGCAAAUCAUAUGCAGACAUUAUCAUUAGCUCAGUCACCGCGAUCAAUGUCCUCUCAAAGACAUUCAUUCCCAAAGAAAAUCUCCCUUUAAUUUCCGAGGCCAUCGAUGUUUACGAUCGUCACUUUUUGCCAAACGUUAUCGGCGAUUCACGUUCCUUACAAAAGAAGAUUAAUCGAAUAAUUGGUGAUAAAACACACAAAGAUGUUGAUCAUUUACAAUAUCUUAUUUUGAAGAAUCUUUUCCUUGGUUUACAAAGAUUUCCAAAUGAUUUCGACAUUAUUUCGAACUACUUGCAAAGUAUUGAAUACCUAAUAUCAUCAUACCAAAUAAGAUACAAUGCGGAAAAGUCUAAGGUCAUUUUCAAGUAUAUUUCGGGCGAAAUUGGAUUAAAUAUUGAAACUCUUGAUCCUUUCGACCAAUCCUUCCUAUAUCAGAAGUACUUCGCAAUAAUCAACACAAUGAUUAAGCUGGGAAGCUAUACAAACAAUUCUGACUUGAAUUUUAACUUAUUAAAUAGUUUUCACGAGGAUUUGGUGUCAAUUGACGUAAAUGAUCAUAUCAACUGUCUUAUACUACUAAGGAGAAUCUAUGGAUUCAUUAGUUCUCCUAAGAAAAUCCAAGAAAUUGCAUUUAAAUUUGUUAUUUCGGAAGAUCAUAAUCAGAAGUUCUGCGAAAUAGCCAAGUCAUGUGGAGAACAUGUUCUCCUAGCUCAAAUUAUAUGCGAAAUCUAUACAUCUGUUUCAAAAUUUUUAAUUGAUACAAAAACUUGUAAUGAAGACUCUUUAAUCUUAGUGCAUAUGUGCAAGAACUUACUAGAUCUCAUAAGCGAUUUAGAAAACUCAACUGAAAAGAUAAACAGUGCGAUAAUUUUAUUAGAAAACAUGAUUACAGGAAAAUACGUAAAUUAUGCGGCCAUGAGAUUCUUCGGUGAUAACAUGAUUGACCAACUCGCAGAAAUCUUCUUUACAAUCAUUAAAAGCGUUGAUGAAAACUCUUGGAUGAAAGAAUUCGUUCUAAUAAUGAACGAGUUGUGGGAAAUUGAUCAAUCCUUCUUCCAUAAUGAAGAAAACCUUGUUGUUGCCUUGAAAUGGAUAUCAAGGACUUUCUUGACAGAUGAUAAAGUUUUAGAAGAAAAAAGUGCCAAAAUUUUGGAAAAUCUUGUCACUUUUUGUGGUGAAGAAUUAGGACCAUUUAUUCAGCCCCUUGUUCUUAUAUUUGAUUCAACUAUGAACCACCAGAAUCCUCCAUUAGUAAAUUACGCUUAUGUUGUUAGAAAAUUGCUCCAGACAGCAACAUCAGAAAUAAUUCAGUUCAUGCAGGUUGCUUUAACAUGUUUCGAUGAUUUCAUACAAGAGGAAGUCCAUGGAAUCUUCCAAAAGUUAAUAGAUUCCAAGCCAGACGAAUUUCCAAGUAAUUUCAAGGUUUUUGCCACAGAAAUCAAAAGAUACAAGGUUGUAUUAUCAGAUCUACCUCAAUUUACAAAUAUAUUUAGAGAAUCAUACUAA
Molecule: messenger RNA, 2859 nt
Organism: Trichomonas vaginalis G3
Lineage: Eukaryota; Parabasalia; Trichomonadida; Trichomonadidae
Product: armadillo (ARM) repeat-containing protein family
Exons: 1
Coding region: 1-2859 (952 amino acids)
Source: RefSeq, a predicted model, not a curated record